CAGUUUUAGUUUUUGCUCUUCCUUGGCUUUGAGAAGAGAGUUAUGUGCAAACGUUGGAAAUAAUCGUACUAAAACAAAGAAAAACGAAUUUUAGUUAUUUUCUUGCAGAUUGUUCAGGUAUAUUUGUAAGUCGUGUUAAAAUUCCGCUUCAAGAAAAUGAAAGUCGACUUCAGCGACAUACCCGCUCCUAGCGACCGGUACGAAAUUAGUGACAUUGUAGGAUAUGGUGUAUAUGGAAAAAUUUAUAUAGCUACUGACAUUCAAGCCAGUAAGAAGAAAGUUGCUAUUAAAUGUCAGAAGUAUGAAACCGGAUGUAAAGAAUUUGUUGAAGAAGAAUACAAAAUACUGAAAGAUUUUAGUAGCCAUAUAAACAUUGUUGAUUUUUAUGGGAUAUUUAAGAAAAGCAACGAGAUAUGGUUUGUAUUGGAGCCGUGCGAAGGAGGCUCUGUUAUUGACUUGGUGAACCGUUUAUUUGCAAAAAACCGAAGAAUGGUCGAAGAACAUAUUGCUUAUGUCAUCAAGGAGACUGUUAGAGGUCUUAUAUAUCUACAUGAAAACAAAAUAGUCCAUAGAGAUUUGAAGGGUAGUAAUAUACUUUUGACAAAGGAAGGAGAAGUAAAAAUUUGUGACUUCGGCCUUUCUAGAAUUCGAAACCAGAUGGAUGAAAUGCUUUCAGUCAUUCUUGGUUCUCCUAGCUGGAUGGCGCCGGAAGUAGUCAGCGUGGGGACCAAGAAAAUUUCUGGAUACAAUGACAGAGUUGAUGUAUGGUCAUUAGGAAUAACGGCAAUAGAAUUAGCAGAAGGUAAAGCUCCUUACGAAGGAAUGAAUCCGUCAAGAGCAUUAUUCCAAAUUGUUGCAAAUCCACCUCCAACAUUAAGAAAAGUAUCAACGUGGACAGAAAAUUUUCACGACUUCAUUGGCGAGUGUCUUGUUAAAGAUUUCGAAUACAGACCGUGUAUGAUGGAAAUAAUUGAACAUCCAUUUUUAGAAGAAAUUCCUGAAAAUAAUUACCACUUAACAAUGGAGUUAAAAUCUUUAAUAUCCGAUGUAAGGUCAAUCAAACUUAAACCGAAAACUCCAGAUGUUGUUGUUCACGGAAAAUUCUUGAAGAAAGAUAUAGACGUUGACUUGGAACCGAUGUACGAAGAAGAUCUGGCAGCAUUACAUCCAAUUACCGAACGAGAUAUUUUAGAACUAUUAGAAAAACGAGCAGAAAUGGGAGAGUAUUAUACAUACGUGGGAGACAUUCUGUUAUCGUUAAAUCCUAAUGAAAGAAGGCUUAUCUACGGAACAGAGUUUCAUGAAAAAUAUCAGUUUAAAUCACGUUCCGAUAAUGCGCCUCAUAUCUACAGCGUAGCAGAUACAGCCUAUCAAAACGCUCUACAUCAUAAAACUGUUCAGCAAAUAGUUUUCUUAGGUGAAACUGGCUCUGGCAAGACAUCCAAUUAUUUACACCUGAUCGAUCACCUCUUCUAUCUAGGAGAAAAUACAAGUGUUAGUUCAAGUAGAAUAAAAAAUGCUGUUCAAUUGUUACAUUCGCUAAUGCAUGCGUCCACACCUUCCAACAAUUAUGGCACUAGGGCAGUUUUUAAGACAGAGGUGAAUUACGGCAAAACUGGGAAAUUAAGUGGGGCAAGCUUUAAGAUACAUUGCAUUGAAAAAUCAAGAGUAUCGUCCACAGAUAUGCUUCAAAGUAAUUUCCAUAUCUUCUACUAUUUUUACGACGGAAUUACUUCUACACCUAUGUAUGAGAAAUAUAAACUUAGCACUAGCAGGGACUAUGCCUUCUUGAGAACGCAAAAGAAGUCCAAAACCAAUACUCCAAGAGAUGAUGUAGCUGCCAAUAUAAUUAAAUACAAAAAACUUUGCGGCUAUAUGGAGGAACUUCAAUUCUCCUCCCAAGAUACUGCCACCAUACAUUCUGUAUUAGCAGCAAUAUUGCAUCUAGGAGAGAUAGUUUUCGAAGAAAAUAAAGAUACAGUCGCUGUCAUCCAGAAUAAACAAGAGGUCGAAGAAUUUGCGGAUCUUCUUGAGGUAGAGUCCAAAAAGAUCUCUUGGGCCCUAACAAACUACUGUGUAAUUAAAGACGGAAAUGCGUAUAAAGUAAGACACAGCAGCAACGAGGCCAUAGAAGUAAGAAAUGUGCUGGUCAAUACUCUAUAUGCGAGAUUGGUGGAUUAUAUCGUCGGAACUAUUAAUAAUAAGUUAUCUUUUGGAAAAGCUAUAUUUGGAAAUACUUAUAUAGUAAAAAUUCUAGACUUCUUUGGUUUCGAAUGUUUUAAAGAUAAUCGCUUUUCUCAACUCCUCGUAAACACAUUUAACGAACAGCUUCAUUAUCAUUUCCUGCAAAGAGUGUUUGCGUGGGAAUUACAAGAUCUUCAAGAAGAAGAUAUUGAUUUUGUUCCAAUUAAUUACUACAAGAACAAAGACACUUUAAAUGAAAUUCUUGGAAAUUCUGAAGGGUUAUUGGCUAUUAUAGAUGAUGCGUCGAAAAAAGGACAUCGUGGAAGAUAUAUUACAGAUAACAUCUAUAAUGAAGAGAAACGAAAAAUAUUGGUUUACGAUGAAGAUAGUUUUUCAAUUGUUCAUUAUACCGGCAAGGUGACUUAUAACUGUAGAAAAAUGCCUAACCGAAAUAGAGACUUCCUAGCACCUGAGAUUAUAGAAACAAUGAGAAAUUCUAGAAAUCCAAUAAUUUCUUUAAUGUUUACUUCAAAGUUGGAUCGCACUGGAAAUAUGGUUAUGCCGUCCGAGGAAGCCAGAAAAAAUAAAUAUGUAUUUGGUUCAAAGAUGGCUAUGGAACGGGAAUAUUCUCAGAUAAAGAAAAUGCGAACCCAAUCGACUAUUUUCAGAUCACUUUGUAUAGAAUUAUUAAGAGAAUUGUCCGUCGGUUCGGGGUCAGGAGGAACGCAUUUUGUAAGAUGUGUAAGAACGGAUUUAAAGGGAGUUCCUCGUAAUUUUAAGAGGGAACUGGUCAAGCAUCAGCUAAGAGCCAUGGCUGUAGCAGAAACGGCUAAAAUUAGGCAAAAUGGGUUCUCGCAGCGAAUUUCAUUUCCGGAGUUUCUACGAAGGUACAAGUACCUUGCAUUUGAUUUUGACGAAAAUGUUGACAUUACAAAAGACAACUGCAGACUUUUAAUGAUUAGAUUGAAAAUGGAAGAUUGGGCGCUGGGAAAAUCAAAAGUUUUUCUAAAGUACUACAAUGAGGAGUAUUUGUCGAGGUUAUACGAGACACAUGUAAAGAAAAUCAUUAAAAUUCAAAGUAUAUUAAGAGGAUUUUUAGUUAAAUGUAGGAUGGCUAAACAAGAAAAGAAAGACAGGAAGGUGGUUGUUGAACAAAUAAAAACGAAGCGAAGGGAUAGCCUAAUGACGGAAGACGAAGCCGCAGAAGUCAUUCAAAAGGCUUACAGAAAUGCUGCAAGACGUAAAGAAGUACUAGAAUCAUACAGUCAGCUAGAAGAAGAAGAUAAAACGUUUAUUAGACCAUUCGCUAGAAAAUGGAAGAGCCAGAGUUUGUUUUCGGUCCUAAUGAGAUAUAGAGCGAAGAGGGUUCAGGAUUUUUUUAAUCUAUCACAACAGGUUCAUCUGUAUAACAUGAAUUCCUACCACAAACUUCAGCAAACGAAAGAAGGCAUAGACUUGAACAACGUUGAUGAUAAAGCUCAAGUAGGUUCAUAUCUGGAUGAGAUCAGCAAUUCGGUUCUUAAACUUUAUUUUCGAUUAGAAGAUAUUCCUUUCUACAAUACUUCUUAUAUGUCAGAUUUACUCACAAAUAUAGGAGAUAUUAGAUCAAAGGAGGAAUCCUGGGACAGUCCAUACCGUUGGCGAGAAUCCAGAUCUCAAACUAAUGAAGAAUCAACAGACGACGACUUGGACACCAGUGAUGCUCUAGCUAACACUAACUAUAGACGAGAACCAGAUGAAGAGAUAGUAGCCCUCGCAAGUCCUGUAGAAUCAGAAAACGGUAAAGAGGCUAAAGAUAUGGCCAAUGAAGAUAUUAAAGCUUUUGGGAGAAAAAUAGCAGACCCUAAAGUAAAUUUUAAUAUUACAGCUGAUGCAGAAACUCCUUACAAAGCAAAUCUCCGCAAGAUCGAAGGUUCUUAUAAGAAUAAACCUAAUCCGGAUUUCCUUAAAAAUUCAUCUCCUGCUAACAAAGAUUUUGAAUUUAUAAAAGCAACACCUGUUAGUAUUAAACCAAGAUAUCAUGUAGAUCCUGUGGAAGAACUAAAAAAUAUUUAUAGAAAGGACAACAAUACUGCCGAUGAUGACCCCCCUUUUAAUUUUCAAGGGAUGUUACGGAAAACUAAUUUUAGAAGAGAUUCUUUAAAGGAUGCAGUACAAACUAUCAGAAAACUCUCAUUAACGAAGGAAAAUAUUGAUAUGGGUUCAAAAAUAAAUAAAUUUGAACAUAAUAUACACAAACCCUCAAAAGAGAUUGCUAAAGACAAUGAUAUUAAAAACAAUCAUACCAAUUAUAUCAAUUCAAAAGUAAAUCAUGUUGAUUCUACUCCUAUUAAAAACACUGAUACCAAUAAUAAACAAGAUUAUGUCCCAGAGUUUAACAAUAUUCCUAGUUGUUCAAAAGAAAACCACAUUGAUGAAGAAUUAACUGCUGAAAAUGAUGUCAAUAAAGGAACACUAGUUAAAGUGGAGAUUGCACCAGGACUCAUUCUUGAGGGCAUAGAGUUUGACAUAUAGGUAAUAGAUGAGCCGUAAUAUUUGCUGUAUCUGUUUAUUAUUUUAUGUAUUGAGAUAAAAUAUAUUUAUUCGACAA
Messenger RNA from Diabrotica balteata, 4774 nucleotides. Lineage: Eukaryota; Metazoa; Arthropoda; Insecta; Coleoptera; Chrysomelidae. The record is from the annotation of a GenBank genome assembly.